CAUAUAAAUCUAUUUAAUUAUUAACUAAAAUAGUUUAUAAAAAUAGAAAAGAAUUGUCUUUUCUAUUAUUGAUUAUUUGACAGUGAUUUGAUAGUGGCAUAUCGCAAUUAUAUGUCUUUUUGAUAAAAAAUUAAAAACGAGGAGGGUAUAACUAUUUCUAUUACACAUAACUUUUUUGAUAAUAUUUUUGAGCAAAUUUAUCGAGCUAAAUUUAAUAGAAAUGAGCAUUGUUAAGCAUGACAGUUGUACGUGCUAAAAGCUAUGUAGCAUAUCACGAAGAAACUCUUCGUUUACUUUCAGCUAGGUAUCCACAGUUUCACAAGGAGCAUAUAGAAAAAGCUUUGAGUGCAACAGGUUAUAAAAAAAUAGAAGAUGUAAACCAUUGGUUAUUAUCUCACUGUAAAAGUGAUGACUUCAAUGAUCCAAUCGAGCGAGAGUUUAUUGCUUUUUUAUGUCCGACAGGGCCACUUCUUGAGGAAAUAUCGAAGUUUUUUGAACUUUCACUCAUAAAUUGUGGAAUUAAUGCAGCUCAUAAUUUGUUUCCACAUAUCACUCUUUCUUCAUUUUUUAAGGUAAGUGAUUCAGUCUUACCUUAUGUUUUGGACAUUUUCCAAAGUAAAAUGCAACAACAUUACUACAAACCAGUCCAAGAUAUCCAACUGCAUUUGCAAUGGUCUGAAAGUUACAUCGGACUAUUUUUAGAUGACCAAUCUAUUAGUUGGUUAACUGAAGCAAUGAAUUUUAUCAGCAAAACAGCUGAGAUUGAGCGAGGGAUUUAUAUUAAACCACAUGAUCGAAAGUUUCAUUUAACACUUGCAUACAAUUUUUCACAAGACCAUUCAAGCAAACUGAAAAGUUUAGCAAAAAAAAUUGAUCUUCGGUCGUCUGCGAACUGGCAUUUAAAAAUAUAUUCAAGGGAGAGCAGGUUUAACGGAAAACAGGUACACGUCGUUGUCGAAGACUACAAAGCGACUCAUUCAAAGGAACUAGAUCUGUUGGUAAAUAAUCACGUGAUCAUGACCUCUGAAAAUCACAAAUAUCAACCGUGUAGUAGUUGGAGGGAAGGUAAAAGUUACGAAACUGGAAAAACUGGGUAUUUUCCAGAAAGUUCUACUAAAAAGACUGCAGAAUGGAAAAUAUGGUCGAAGAAUUUAUCCAUGACCGUCUUUAAAAACAGUACCCCGCAGAAAACUGAGGUACAUCAGCCAAUUAAAAUGGCCAGUCGAUCUCAGUCUUUUAAUGCUAAAAAAAACAGAGCAAAUCAUUGUCAAGAUAAUCAAAAUCCUACAUGGAGUCCAAUUGUUUUGGGUGCAACGUCUUCAAGUAAAGUAAAUUUCUUAAAUUCUCCAUUUUUAUCUCGAAAAUUAACUCCUCAAGAAAGAAGUUCUGAAAAUCCUAUUGAAAAUUCUACUUUAAAAAAGACUAUAAAAAUGUACGACUCUAACGGGACUAUUAAAACUGCGCCGGCGCCAGAAAAAGACACAUUUAACAGUGAGCUGCGUCGAAUCUUUGUAAUGCGCCAUGCUGAGCGUGUUGAUUUGACAUUUGGACAUGACUGGUUUAAUGUCUAUAUUGAUGAUAAAGGUUACCAUAGACGAAAUUUAAAUAUGCCUCGUCGCAUACCGACGCGUCGUGGCGGUCCAAAAGAUUUUUUUAUGGACGGUCCAAUAACUGAAAUCGGUAUGUUUCAGGCAAAAUUAAUAGGAGAAGCAAUGCGUGCUAAAGGUAUCAGUUUUUCGCAUGUUUUUUCUUCUCCAUCACUUCGUUCAAUACAGACAGCUGCGUCUGUAUUAGAUGGAAUGGGAGAUCAGCAAUCGAAAAUUAAAAUAGAACCUGCUUUAUUUGAAUGGAUGAUGUGGUGUAAGAACAAUUUGCCAAAAUUUAUGGCCAACAAUGAAUUAGCUGAAUUUGGUACGAAGGUAGAUGAAAACUAUCAACCUUUUUUUUCUUUAUCCCAGUUUAAUCUGCACGAAAAAUGCGACGAAUAUUAUUAUCGCUCACAUGCCUUUGUCGAUCACGUAGUUAAAAAUUUCUCUGGAAAUAUACUUAUGUUAGGACAUUCUGCGUCAUUAGAUGUUUGUACGAGGAUUCUAACUGGAGGAAGUUUGAGAAAAACAGACGAUUUAAUUAGGGUUAUUCAAAAAGUGCCUUUUUGUGGGCAUGUCGUAAUAGAACAAGUUUCAAAUAAGCGCUGGUCGCUAGUACAGUCAAGUAUUCCUUCAUUAGCGCAUAGUCAGAAUCAAUCUUUUGAUUGGAGAGUCUUGCAAGAUUAAAGCUAUUUAUUGGCAUUGUGAAUUAAAACUUGCGUUAUGUCGUAACGUUUGUAAGAAUAUCAAAUAAUUUAUAAAUGCAUGCGUUUAUCAUUUAUUUUUAUGACAAAGGCAUAUAUAUAUAUAUAUAUAUAUAUAUAUAUAUAUAUAUAUAUAUAUAUAUAUAUAUAUAUAUAUAUAUAUAUAUAUAUAUAUAUAUAUAUAUAUAUAUAAAUUGCUUCUAAUGUUGAUUAUUACUGCUUUUAAUUCGCCUUUUUGAUGAUUGACGUUGACGUUUUGAAUGACGUCAAUGGCUUUUUUUAUUCUAUUAUGAUAUCUCCAUAAACUAAUUUGCAGAAGGAGGAGGAAAUUUAUUUGUGUACACUUAGGAAUAAAGUAUCCGUCUAGGAUACUUUCACAAAUUAUUAAAAUUGUUUUUAUUGGACGCUGUCACAAAGAUUUAUUGUUUGUCUAUUUUGUAUAUAAUGAUCCGUUUUUAUAUUAACAUAAAUAUUUAUUUGAA
Messenger RNA from Hydra vulgaris (swiftwater hydra), 2772 nucleotides. Its product is annotated as ecdysteroid-phosphate phosphatase. The record is from RefSeq and is a predicted model, not a curated record. NCBI's taxonomy places the organism in Eukaryota, Metazoa, Cnidaria, Hydrozoa, Anthoathecata, Hydridae. Gene Ontology annotation, molecular function: protein binding.